UUCCCUGCUCCUCUCCCUCACCCUUCCCUUUCUCUCAACUCUGCUCUCGGCAUUGGUCUCAGGCUUGUGUGUUCAUCGCCUGCUCUGCUGCUCCAACUGCCUGCCUUUUUCUUUUCCUCCUGAAAGAUGGACUUUGGACCGAAAUGGUUCCGUCUGAUCUACUUGGUGGCUCUGUGUCUCUCUCUCGCCCAGCCAGGAUCCUCCAACACAAAAAAGGCCUCCAAGAUGCCACGUUGUCCUGCGACCUGCUCGUGCACCAAAGACAGUGCCUUCUGUGUGGAUACCAAGGCCAUACCAAAGACCUUCCCACCGGGGAUCAUUUCUCUGACGAUGGUAAACGCAGCAUUGACCACAAUCCCCGAGGGAGCGUUCUCACACCUUCACAUGCUUCAAUUCCUGCUAUUAAACUCCAACACAUUCACCACGAUUUCUGACGAUGCAUUUGCAGGUCUCUCUCAUCUGCAGUACCUAUUUAUUGAGAAUAAUGACAUCCAGACUCUCUCACAGUUUACCUUUCGUGGAUUGAAAUCUCUGACUCAUUUAUCCCUCUCAAACAACAACCUGCAGCAUCUGCCUAGAGAUCUAGUUCAACAUCUAGAUAUCCUCACAGAUUUGGACCUCAGGGGAAACUCCCUCCGCUGUGACUGUAAAAUCAAGUGGUUAGUGGAUUGGAUAGAAAAGACCAACACUUCUGUUCCUCCCAUCUACUGUGCCAGCCCGUUUGAAUUCCAGGGACGCAGAAUCCGCGAUCUGGCCCCACGAGACUUUAACUGCAUCAGCGCAGAUUUUGCUGUUUACGAAAUGUUCCCGUUCCACUCUGUGUCAGUGGAGUCUUACGAGUUCAGUGGCGAUCACUUUGUGACCUUUGCCCAACCUGAUUCAGGUUUCUGCACUCUGUACAUGUGGGAUCAUGUCGAGAUGGUCUUUAGGACUUUUCGUAACAUUAGCUCUCACUCAGCCGUGUACUGCAAACCGGUGGUGAUAGACAAGACGCUGUACAUGGUUGUGGCACAACUUUUUGGUGGAUCUCAUAUCUACAAGUGGGAAGAGGACCCGCAGCGCUUUGUGAAGAUCCAAAACAUCGACACAACUCGUGUAAGGAAGCCCAACUUCGUGGAGACCUUCCAGCUGGAUGGCGAAUGGUACUUUGUAGUCGCGGACGGUUCUAAGGCUGGUUCCACCAGCAUUUACCGCUGGAACAGCAACGGUUUUUACUCCCAUCAGUCCCUCCAUCCUUGGCAUCGUGACACCCAUGUGGAGUUCCUGGAUGUCGGAGGAAAGCCUCACCUCAUCCUCUCCAGUGCUACUCAAUCGCCACUGAUUUAUCUGUGGAACCCAGGGCACAAGCAGUUUGCUUUCUUCUCCCAAAUCACAGAGCAAGCUGACGUGCAGAUGGUUAAGCACUUUUGGGUGAGGAAGGUUCUUUACCUUUGCCUCACGCGCUUCAUAGGGGACUCAAAGAUCCUCCGCUGGGAAGGGCAGCGUUUCAUAGAGAUCCAGGCUCUUCCCUCUCGUGGCUCCAUGCUCGUGUAUCCUUUCACAGUAGGUCUGCGUCACUACCUCAUCCUUGGGAGUGAUUUCUCUUUCUCCAGAGUGUACUUAUGGGACCAUCUCACUCAGCGCUUCCAUCCCUUCCAAGAACUGAACAUGAGAGCACCGAGAGGCUUCAGUUUGCUGUCGGUCGACAAUAAGGACAUUAUGUUGGCUGCCAGCUUCAAGGGGAACUCUUUGGCCUAUCAGCACCUGCUGCUGGACCUCAGUGCCAAGUAGAAAUACACAACAUGUGCCCAAAUAAUGACAACAAUAGGAAAGGUUGUACACUUAUUUUGUGACAGUUGAUGUUGUUAAUGAUUAAUUCAACAUUUUUGAAGAAAGUGUAUUUUAGGAACUAUCCCUUCCAAUCUGAAAUGAAUCAUGUAAUAAAUAACUCAGCGCUUCUGUAUACUGUACUGUAUAUAGCUUCCUUGUUAGGUACAUUCCUCCAUGUGGCCAUGGAUCAAACCAUACUGAGGCAUCGACGCAUUACCAAACACCAAGAGUAUGUGUCCUUUGACGUGUGUGUUCAUUUAGGAAACACCAAGACUGUGUGUCCUUUGACGUGUGUAUUAAUUUAGGAAAAACCAAGACUGUGUCCCUUGACAUGUGCGUUCAUUUAGGAAACACCAAGAGUAUGUGUCCUUUGACGUGUGUGUUCAUUUGGGAAACACCAAGACUGUGUGUCCCUUGACGUGUGUGUUCAUUUGGGAAACACCAAGACUAUGUGUCCCUUGACGUGUGUGUUCAUUUAGGAAAAAACAUGUGACCAGUACAGAUGUGUCAUUUGACCCAGAAGUGGCAAACUGUGUUUUAUCAGGAAACACUUACUUUUGGCUCACAAGUGACCGCUUGCACUGAGAGAAGUCGGCGGAGUUGCGUUCCGUGUUUGCCAUCAGUAUUGGUCGUAAUCAUCUCUAUAAAUGGAAUUAGAAAAAGGGAACAUUCCGACAUUUCCUACAGUAAUUUCAUUUUCAGGUCAAAUAUAGUGACUUUUUUAAAGCAGCAGAUAAUGCCUUUAUGAAACAGCAACAAAGUGUCAGUUCAAGGUCAAUACAGCCAGUGAGUGUGCCAACCGCUCACUGAGGCGUCAUUUGCUCAUCGCUAUUGAAAUGUAUGUGUAUUUCAAAAAGAUACUGAAUAGUAAUGUUUGACACCUGGUCAAAAUGAUCGAUUGAUUGUUUUACAUGUAUAAAAUAAAAAAUAAAAGAUUUUUGGAAAGAAAAUAUAACUAUCAGUGCAGCAUUUAAAAUAUUGGACUACAUGUAAACAUUUAUAGACAGUGUUAUUUUUCUAAACUAUGUUUUGUUUUGCAGUAAUGACAUGCAUUAUCUGCAGCACUAAUUACAUUUUAUAUGUUUGUAUUUAUUCUAUACAUUUUUCAUGUAUUUGCAUGAAUAACAAUUAUUUUGUGCUUUAGUGUUCUCACAACAAUAUUUCUUUAUUUUGGACCUCUUAAUUUAA
Messenger RNA from Nerophis lumbriciformis (worm pipefish), 2997 nucleotides. RefSeq names its product leucine-rich repeat LGI family, member 3 (gene lgi3). The record is from RefSeq and is a predicted model, not a curated record. NCBI's taxonomy places the organism in Eukaryota, Metazoa, Chordata, Actinopteri, Syngnathiformes, Syngnathidae. Gene Ontology annotation, cellular component: synaptic vesicle. Gene Ontology annotation, molecular function: protein binding. Gene Ontology annotation, biological process: regulation of exocytosis.